This is a messenger RNA of Oreochromis niloticus (Nile tilapia), 1339 nucleotides long. RefSeq names its product lectin. The record is from RefSeq and is a predicted model, not a curated record. The transcript is spliced from 3 exons. Bases 760 to 1113 code for a protein of 117 amino acids. NCBI's taxonomy places the organism in Eukaryota, Metazoa, Chordata, Actinopteri, Cichliformes, Cichlidae.
AUGUUAAGCUGGUUAAGACUGCAGAUGUCACUGUAAUAAUAUGUUCAAGCAAAUGUAAUUCUACAAUAACCUAAAUACUAUUUCAUUUAAUUAACAUGAUUUUUUAAUUUGGCACAAAGUUGAAUCCUAAAAGCUUUAAAAGUUGUUUAAAAACCUUGAAGAUUGUUUUUUUUCACCUUUUAAUAUCCUGGUAUUACUUCAACAAUUGAGCAGAACUGAACCGCGAAAUAAAAAUGUAAAAAGGUGAGAAUAACAGCCUGGUUUUUUUUGUUAAACUGCACAGAUUACAUGUAUUCUUUAAUGUUAUAGUCUUAAAAGAAAAGAGUGAGAAGACAGAAAUGGAAAUUCUUAAAGUAGGUAACUCAAAGUACUACUUAAAAUUACUCAAAGCACAGGGUAGCACUGGCAAGAAAAGGAUUUGCCCUUACAGGAGAAAACUUGUUGAAGAGUUACUUAAUAAAGUCCCUGAAAGCAUGACCUUGCAUGCUGCAUGCUGUAUAAUCACACUUGUCUAUACAAAGAUGUUGACUGAUUUGCCAAGAUGGAAAGGUCAGAACGAUUAAAGUAUAGUCUGUCAAAUUUUAAAGGUCAGAUGAACAAAAGCGUAAAAAGUAGGGCUUAAUGCCCCUUUCUCAGCCCCCUUUUCACCUUCUGUCACCGCCCUCAUCUGUGGUAUAUAAAUAUAUGAAUUUUACCUCUCACACAUCACCUCUCUGAAUUUGCUGCACUCUCACUGGUCGAAGACAUUCAAGCCUGAUCAUGAGCAGAAACUUCUUGUCCAAAAAUGACGAGCUCCGCAGGGGAGACUACCUGGUGUCCAACAACAAGCAGUACAAAGCUAUAUUUCAGGGUGAUGGCAACUUUGUCAUCUAUGGCUGGAAGCCUUUGUGGACUUCAGACACUGAUGGAUCAGACGCUGUCCGUCUGUGCAUGCAGGCUGACUGCAACCUGGUCAUGUACAGCAAGUGUGACACGCCUAGGUGGCACACAAACUCUGCCAAGUCUGCCACAUGCAACAUGUGCCGUCUUCAACUGACUGAUGACGGCAAACUGGUGGUGAACAGAGAGUGCGAAGAAAUCUGGAGCUCUGAAAAGUCCAAAGGCAUGAAGUGAUGCUUGUGUGCGACCGUCCUUUGGCAUAAACCUUCAGCGAUGCUAUUAAAUCAACAUAUACCAGUGCAUAAACAAGCCUUUCCUUUUUCUUUCUGUUUAGCUCUGCAAGGUUCUGAAUCUUAGCCCUCAAUCUGCAUUUUUUGUCUUUACAGCUUCCCUCUGUAAAACACAAAGGAUUGUAACCAAAUGGCAAAAAAUAAAAAUAAAAUGAAAGGUAUCUGACCAA